Messenger RNA from Lathyrus oleraceus (garden pea), 4962 nucleotides. Its product is annotated as disease resistance protein RPP13. The transcript has 2 exons. The coding region runs from base 289 to 4614 and encodes 1441 amino acids. Lineage: Eukaryota; Viridiplantae; Streptophyta; Magnoliopsida; Fabales; Fabaceae. The record is from RefSeq and is a predicted model, not a curated record. Gene Ontology annotation, molecular function: ADP binding. Gene Ontology annotation, biological process: defense response to other organism.
UAGGACAGCGUGUUUUACCAGGUCAAUAAUGCACAGUUAUCGCCCACAACUCUUGACAAACAUCUUCCUCCUCUUUUUCCUAACUUUUGCAGUGCAAGUGAAGUGACACAUUCCAUAUAGCUUCCAAAGUUUAGAUAGAUUGACUAAAGAUGGUGCAGUGAAGUGACACAUUCCUUAUAGCUUCCAAAGUUUAAAAUAUCUCCUACCUUGCUCCUCUUCCAACCAAAUCCAAAGAAAGCAAAUACGAAUCAAUAAAGCUUUCAUCUCCAUCCUAAAUAUUACUUGACCAUGGAUAACUCUGGAAUAGUAUUCACAGUAUUAUCUCUAUCUCUGGCAAAAAGUUUAUUCAAACUCCUGAUUGAAUUCGGCAACACAAUUGAGCGCGUAGAAUGGAUUGAAAGAGAGCUGAGAUCAAUGGAGGUAUUGUUGGAACGGGUCGGGCAGCGCAGGUACGUCGAACAAGAACAAGAGUUGAAUGAGUGGGAGGAGAAGUUGAAGGAAACUGCACGUGAUGCAGAGGACGUCAUAGAAACUUUUGUAAUAAAAUCAGUCAAGAGGAGGAGGUGGGGAGUUCUGUAUUGGAUAGACAAAUACAAGAUUGGGAAAGAGCUUCAGAAGAUCCACGAAAGGAUGAGAGACGUCUCUCAGACUGGAAUGAACUUAUAUACCGAUAUUGCCAGUAUCUCUGUUGAAACAACUCCAAGAGGAGAAGCAUCAUCAUCGUCCGCCACAAGCACCACAGUAGUAGUAGCUAUCAAGAAGCUUGAUCACAUUCUGUGUCAAAAUACUAUUGUUAGCGAUGAAGAGAUAGAGAUGGUAGAGCGACUAAAAGCUGAAUUCAUCUACCUGCAAAAUAAUAUUGUGCCGUCUAAUUUGAGUUGGUUAAGAUGUGAAGGAGAAAACGUGUGGUUGGAAGAGGUGAAGGAACUUUGCAAUUAUACUGAAAGUGUUGUGGAUAAUUUCAUCCUUAUCAAGGAAAGAUGGUCUAAAAUGGGCAGACUUAAGAAGCUCCUUUAUCUAUUAGCUGAUUAUGCUCCUGAAAAUGAAUUAAAGAAGCAGCUGAAGUUUAUCAGAACCCGAAUAGGAGAUGCAACACACAGAAGUUUGACUUACGAAGUUUGGGGACUAUUAGACAUGGGACUGGAAUUUAAAAAAACAACUCCCGUACCAGACUUCUCACAAGGGAGCUCGAUGAUUAUCGACUCUCUAUUAGCUAUUGCUACUACUGUUACGUUCAUGACAAUACAAUCCUUCAUGUUACAAAUCUUUUUUUUUCUUCAAGUUUUGGUUACCAUGAUGUUUGGUGUAAGAGGAAAAACAAUAAAACGGAGAUCCAAGUCCAGUCUGAAGAAGAAGACGAAAUGGAAGGGAAUGAAAAUAAUAAGAUGGUUUAUGCGCUUCUUGUUUUCAGCUGUAAUUCAUUUACCAAAUUUCCGCCUGUUUCAGUUUCACCCUGCCCUGGCAAUGUUCCUUUUCAUGUUGAGUUACUUACUUGUUGAAGUUAUUGCAUGGAGUAGGAAUUUGUGGAGGUCUAUGGACAAGAAUUUGAAGUGUACCCAAAGCUAUUUAGCUCAAAUGCGUGCGUUUUUAAGUGAUACAGCUGAGAGUGCGGAAAGUCUAAAUAAAAGGCAGACAGUGUGGGUGGAUCAAGUGAGAGUAGUAUCACAAUAUGGUCAAUCUCUUAUUGAUGCAUAUCCAAAAGGCAAGGGUGGUUGUUUGAGGAGAAUUAAGUUUUCCAUGGACAUCAACUGUUUGUUGAAAGAGAUUCUUGAUAUAUCAGAUAGGAAGGUCGUUUAUGGUAUUGCAAAUAUUCAAAGAACACAAGCAGAGCAUCUACCUUUAUUAACCCCAAUUAGCAGCAUUCAAGAAAGAGAUAUUGAGAAUGAAAUCAUUUCUGAACACGAAGAAAGUUUGGAUGCUACGCCAGCAGCAGCGGCCUCCUCGUAUCAACCUGUCAUGGGGUUCAAAAAGAAGGUCCAAUUAAUCAGAGGGGAAAAGGAUUUGAUGGACGCGUUGCUUCUGGAUGCAAAUGCAAUGGGAGAGCUAGAUGGAAGAUCCAAAAUAUGGGUGGAGCAACUAAGAGGUAUUUCCCUUGAGGCUCAGUCUGUCAUUAACAAAAAUUAUGCCAAAUUGAUGCAUAUACCAAUUCUCAACUACAUUUUUAAGUACUGGACCCGACAUGUUGUUAGUAAGAAGCUAGAUGGUAUCAGAAACAAAAUUGAAGAUACAUCUAGGAGAAGAAAAGCAUAUGGUUUAGUGCAAAUUCAAAGCCGGGUCGUAUCCAAGGUUCAAAUAUUACGUGCAAGGAUGCAACCGUCUCUUGUUGCCAAGAAUUCCGGUGUGGUUGGAUUUGAUGACGACGCACAAGUUCUGAUGGCGGAGUUACUGUCAGAUGAGAAACGUCGCUGCAUUACUUGGAUUGUUGGAAUCGGAGGCAUAGGUAAGACAACACUAGCCAAGUUGAUAUUUGAAGACAAAACUGUUGUAGCUCAUUUUCAGCAUUGCAUAUGGGUGUCACUGCCGUCAAAUUGUACGACAAACCAGUUUGUUGAAGAAAUUGGCAAGGAAGCCGCCAAGAAAAUUACUGUAAAAGAAGAAAACUUGUCCACUGAUAACGUACUCGCAACCUUGGCGCGUACAAAGUACUUGAUAGUUGUUGAUGGCAUAAAAGAAACAUCCAAAGUAUACUUGGAUAUCUUGAACAGAGCUAUACCCGAUAUGUCAACCGGAAGCAGAGUUCUUUUUACCACUCGCAAUGCAGAUGUAACCCAACAUGCAGCAGGUACAAUCUUUCUUUACCCAUUGCAGCUAUUAGAUGAUGAAACUAGUUGGUUGUUGUUCUCAAGACAUUUGAAGGUGGACAUUUCCGCCAAGUCAGAAACAGAACUUAUCAACAUUGGAAAAAAAAUUGUGAUGAAAUGCGGAGGGCUGCCAUCAGAAAUAUUGAAAAUGAGUGAUUUGCUUUCACAUAAAGAUAUUACGCAUGAGGAGUGGUCAAGCGUGUUGGCAGGGCAGCAGCUCAAUGAAGAUCAAAUGCAAAGUUGGUCUGAAAUGUCAGACACAAUUAAUACAAACUUACCUUCAUAUCUGAGAAGAUGUCUAUUUUACUUUGUGCUAUUCCCCGCUGAAUUUGAGAUCCCUGUCAGAAGGUUGGUUGUUUUGUGGGUUGCCGAGAGUCUGGUUCAUCAAGCAGAAGCUAACAAAGUGCCCCCGGAGCUAGUUGCAGAAAGGUACUUGACAGAGUUGAUAGAUCGGGACAUGGUUCAAGUUGCCAAGAGAAAGCGCAAUGGAAAGGUGAAAACAUGUCGUCUCCCUAGUGCUCUGCGGCAACUCUGGUUGUCAAAGGCUAACGAGUCUAGAUUUCUACAAGGCCGCCGAUCUGCCACGGAUUCAAAUGCAGACCCAAAAAAGUCCAUUAUUUGCCGGGUUGCAGAUCAUCUUGAUAAAGAUGAUAUCUGGGACGAUCACAUUCAUGGAGACAGUACUGAUUCAACUUCCUUUCAAACCUAUUACAAGGACGCUCUCUCCUUUCAUUCCUUUGAUACUCAAGAGGGGAGUAAACCUGGGCAACAAGUAGGUAACUUUCUUGAGGGAUGUAUUUCCAGUGAUUGCUUCUUACUCCUUCUGGUGCUUGAUCUUGAACGCGUUUACAAGCCCAACUUGCCCAAAUGCAUAGCAAGACUUACCCGACUAAGGUACCUUGGGUUGAGAUGGACCUACUUAGAGUCACUUCCAUCAUCUAUAAGGAAGUUGUUGAAGCUGCAGACACUUGAUCUCAAACAUACUUACAUACAUACUCUACCUACCUCAAUCUGGAAGAUGGAACUCAGACACUUGUUCUUGAGUGAGACUUACCGCACCAGAUUUCCACCUCAACCAAAAGGUAAUUUUCUAUCUGACCUCCAAACAUUGUGUGGACUGUUUGUGGACGAGGAGACUCCAGUCAAGGAUGGCUUGGACAAAUUAGUCAAUAUCACAAAGUUGGGAUUAGCAUGCCAAUCAAUGUCACUAAACCAAGAGGCGAUGAUAGCUCAACUUGAGACCGUAUCUGACUGGAUUACAAAAUUAGAAUACCUUCAGUCACUGAGACUGAAAUCUAGGGAUGAACAAGGUCGACCUUGGACUUUACACUUGAAGUCCUUUGAAAAUAAUACUUAUCUCACGGACAUGUAUUUGCUCGGAAGCUUGAGCAGUUCAUCUAUUCUGUCCCAAUUUCCACAGAGCCUCAUUGAACUUAACCUAUCACAUUCAAGACUACAGGAUGAUCCCAUGAUACUUUUGAAAGAUUUUCCAAAUCUUCAGACACUGUGUUUACUCGCGGAGUCAUACACGGGAACGACUAUGGUUUGCGAAUCUCAUAGCUUUCCUCAGCUUCAUGUAUUAAAACUUUGGAAGUUGGAGCAGUUAGAGGAAUGGAAGAUAGAGCCAGAAGCACUCCCUUGUCUCAGACAACUCGAAAUCAGAUCCUGUCCCCGUCUGAAAAUGCUUCCUGAUGGACUAAAGCAUAUCAGCACUCUGCGUGAGUUGAAGUUAACAAACAUGCCAAGGGAAAUCAAUGCUGAGAUAUGUAACUUCCCGCCCAACUGUCAGGUCGUCCAAACUCAUUUUCAGUAGAAUAUGUUUCCAACCACUGCACAGCACGUGAGCAUCUGGAAUUUAUCUACCGUGGCUUUGUUCUGAAGGAAGGAUUGCAUAUUAACAAACUUAGUUGCUUGCCGUGCAAAUGGAACUACUUACUCGCGUGUUGUUGUUGAAGAAUAAAAGAUAGUGGACUGAUAGUGAGUUUGAUUUUUCGUUUGAAGUGGAUGUAGGUAGUAAUUUAAACUUGUUUGUAGACUUAUUUUCUAUGUAUAAUUUGUAUUUGUUGCUAUGUUAUGUAAUCCUAAUAUUGUGUGUGAAAAAUAUUAGUAUUGGGACAAGUUAGUUUCCUAGACUGUUAUGAAUGCAAGAAUUAUUCUGAUA